Molecule: messenger RNA, 3288 nt
Organism: Nerophis lumbriciformis (worm pipefish)
Lineage: Eukaryota; Metazoa; Chordata; Actinopteri; Syngnathiformes; Syngnathidae
Biological process (GO): regulation of transcription by RNA polymerase II
Molecular function (GO): DNA-binding transcription factor activity; RNA polymerase II cis-regulatory region sequence-specific DNA binding
Source: RefSeq, a predicted model, not a curated record
GACAGGACGAAGACCUCCUGUACUGUAGAAUGUAGUAUGGACCAUAGGACAGGACGAAGACCUCCUGUACUGUAGAAUGUAGUAUGGACCAUAGGACAGGACGAAGAAGUCCCGUUAAGAAGCUGUGGAGGCCUAAGAUGCUCUACUAGUCUGCUGGAAAUCCAAAGAAGACGAAGGAGUAAAAAGCAAAAUGGCGUUUGACAGAGAAGGCCUAAACGUGGCCACUGGCCAUUAUUGUUUCUGUAUUUGUAUUUAGUGCAUACAUGUACGCAUAUAUGUCGUGUAGUGGAUGAAACAUCGUUAGUAAUUGUUUGUAUCCGGAUACAUUAGUCUGAGCGCACUUUAUCGCGUCUUGUGCUAGCUUAGCUUGCUAGUUAGCUUAGCUUGUUAGCUGCUGACAAAGAGACGCGGACGUUGUCAACACAUCGCUAAGUAGAGAUCAAAUGUGAGUGUCAAGUGUUGUGAUUGUGUGAAAAUGUGCGAAAGAACGAUAGCAAAGUAUGAGGAGGAACUUUGUCCAACAAAAGAGGAGAAGGAGCGACAACAUCAACUACUGGACGCUGUUUUCAAGAAACAUCAAGUUGUGUUACACAGAACAGACGUCCAGCAGCCCCCCCACAUUAAAGAGGAAGAGGAGGCUCCACAGCCGCCCCACAUUAAAGAGGAAGAGGAGGAAUGUUGGAUCACUCCGGAGGGAGAGUGUCUUCUAGGGCAGGAGGAGGAUGAUCUCACCAAGUUUCCACUGACUGUUGUCUCUGUGAAGACUGAAGAGCAUGAAGACAAACCACCUGAGUCCUCACAGCUUCAUUACAGUCCAAACGUCUGUGAAGAACAACUUCUGCCUGAAAAACAGGAGUGUAGCUUCAGGAUGGUGAAGGAGGAUCCAUCAAAGAGGAAGAUGAGGCUCCACAGACCCUCUGGCAUCUCCUUUUCCUCUUUGACACAGACCCUUCCCUGUAAAAAGGAAGAGGAAGACUCACUGACCCCCCACAUUAAAGAGGAAGAGGAGGAACACAGCAUCAGUCAGGAGGGAGAUCAUCACGAAGGACUGGUGGAGUUCCCAGUGACUGGUGUCCCUGUGAAGAGUGAAGAUGAUGAGGUCAAAGGUGAAAGUGAGGAGAAGAGAGAGGCGGAGCCUCCAAGCAGCAGCUCAACACAACACAUGACAACAGAAGCUGAUGGAGACCACUGUGGAGGAUCACAAGCAGACAAGCUCUUAGCUCCACUAUCAGAUAGUGAGGACACAACGUCACACUCUCCUGACGCUGAUGAUGAAGACUCUAAAGAUGAUAAGACAUGUCACACUGACAACACUCACUUCACAUGUUCUCACUGUGACAAAACCUUUAAGAACCAUUGGCAUCUGAAAAGACACAUGAGAACACACACUGGAGAAAAACCUUUUACCUGUUCAAUCUGUAGUAAAGGUUUUGUAGAAAGUCGCAAUUUGAAAGUGCACAUGAGAACACACACUGGUGAAAAACCUUUUUCUUGUUCAAUCUGUGGCUUAUCUUUUACGAGGAAGGAACAUUUGAAAGUGCACAUGGGAACACACACUGGUGAACAACCUUUUUCCUGUUCAAUCUGUAGUAAAGGUUUUGUAGAAAGUCGCAAUUUGAAAUUACACGUGAGAACACACACUGGUGAAAAGCCUUUUGUCUGUUCAAUCUGUGGUAAAGACUUUGUACAAAGUAACCAUCUGACAAGACACAUGAGAACACACACUGGUGAAAAACCAUUUGUCUGUUCAAUCUGUGGUAAAGGCUUUGUACAAAGUAACCAUUUGAAAACACACAUGAGAACACACACUGGUGAAAAACCUUGUCCUUGUUCAAUCUGUGACUUAUCUUUUACAAGGAAGAAACAUUUGAAGAUACACAUGACAACACACACUGGUGAGAAAACGUUUUCCUGUUCAAUCUGUAGUGAAGGUUUUGUAGAAAGUCACAAUUUGAAAGUACACAUGAGAACACACACUGGUGAAAAACCUUGUAUCUGUUCAAUCUGUCGUAAAGGUUUUACAAAAAGUCAGAAUUUGAAAAGACACAUGAGAACACACACUGGUGAAAAACCUUUUUCUUGUUCAAUAUGUGGCUUAUCUUUUACAAGGAAGGAACAUUUGAAAGUGCACAUGAGAACGCACAUUGUUGAAAAAACGUUUUCCUGUUGAAUCUGUGGUAAAGGUUUUACAAAAAAAUCAGUGUUUGCUUAAGACACAAGAAAACACACACUGGUGAAAAAUCACAUUCCUGUUCAAUCUGCAACAGAAGCUUUUGUGACCAAUCAAAUCUUGUAGCACACAUGAGAAGACACACAGGAGAGAAAGUGUUGAGUUGCAAUGUGUCUGUGGUGAAAGAUUAUCUUAUAAGUACCAGUGUAAGAAACAGCAGCAGCAAAUGAAACUGCAGGAUUUGAAAUAAACUGUCAAGACUUUAAUUUUGACUUUCUAUCAACAUCAGCACAUACGGCAUGUGUGACAUUGUUGUUUGUGUAACAAUCUUUUUGAUAUGCUUCUACAUUUAUAGAUGAUAUAUUUUAUAUUAGUGCUUUUUUCAGUCAAGUAAAUGCAUUAAUAUGCAACAUUGUAUACUUUUAUUAAAAAAUGAACAGAACAAUUUGGUGAGAGUAAACAGUACAAGACCUAGUUUACAUACAAUAAACAUUUUAUGUGUAUAUACAUUCAUUGUACGAUUUUAGACUUAUUCAUAAUUAGGGAUGAUGUUUGAUAAGAAAUUAUCGAAUUUGAGCCUGUUAUCGAAUCCUCUUAUCGAACCGAUUCCUUAUCGAUUCUCUUAUCGAAUCCAGAUAGGUUGUUGUAUAUGGAAAAAAACACAAUAUUUGGUUUAAUAAAAGUUCACAUUUAUUUUAUAAUAAAUAACAUAAAUAUUGACUGUUACCCUCCUAAAAAAAAUACAACAAAUAAAUAUUGACUGUUGUUACCCAAAGUAUAUUAAGUGGGAUUUUUCAGAAAAACUAAUAUAUACAGUAACACAAAAACAACCUGUCUCUGUGAUCACUAUAGGUGUAUAAAUAAUAAUAUAGUGUUAAAUAAAGUCAGUCCCUUGGGCACAAAACUGAAAAUAAUACAGCUCUCCAAAAAGUGCACUUCUGCUGCUAUUGGAACAUACUAACUACACACACAGCACAGACAGCUAACAAACAAUCCAAGACAUCUAAUAAAGUUCCAAAGCAGAUUAAUCCAUUUAGGCUCUUUAUUGUUGUUGAUCUUGCUUUGUCUUUUCCUAACUUUAAUUUUGUCUUGCACUGGACUGUUUUUUUUUUUUUUUU